CAAACCAAUUAUGAAAGUAAUUUAUAGCAGACCAGAGAGGUGUAUGUCUAAUCUCUGCAAACAGACACUCAAAUAAAUGUCAGAGGUGGGUUAUGAUUUAACAUUUUAUUUGUUUAGACUGACGUGAACGCUUUUUUGUUAAAGAAAAAAAAGGGAAAAAAAACUGAAAUGUGUGAAUCUUAAGCAUAUUUUAAAGGAAACUAUUUAUUUAUAUAUUUUAGAUCUAAGUAAUAUUAGUUUUCAAGUCAUAACUAGCGGGUUAAAAGUCUCUAUUUAAAAAAAUGUUUUUGAAAAAAAGGAGAAAAUUGAAGUUUAUGAAUGUAAUGAGUGACAGUUCUUUCUGAACUUUGAAAAGUGCAACAAAAUGUCAUUUAAAAGUUAAUUUUUGCACAAAUCCAACACUAAAACAAAGCUUAAACUACCCCCUUCAGACGCGUCACAUUUUUUGUGAAGCACUAAAAGAGAAGUUUCCCACGAGACCUGAAAGCAUCAUGCGGUAUAAUAAAGCUUCUGCGCACAUUUACCAUCUUCACACCUCUCCUCUCCCCAUCGCGUAGAAUAAAUCAAUGUCACAGUGAAAGACGCAUGCGAGCAGCGAGGGAGGGAGGGAGGAAGAGGAGAGCAGGCAGGCAGACUGGGGAGGAAGCAAGCAAAGCUGUCAAACUCCAAAAUCCGCUGUGACACACAGAGCUGCUCAUUCAUCAGCGCUUAUCUGAUUAAAAAAAAAAAAAGGAGAGAUUUUAAAGCAGGGAGUGAUGCAGGCUGCACAGGGGGAUAAGUCGGAGUUGGACUUUAAGUUGGACAUUUGUGCGCGUGGCUGUGGAGGGGGCAGGCUGCCCGCAGACGCAGGGAUGAUGGAGGAAGACAAGGAUGAGAAGAGGAAGAUCCAGUUCUCUGUGCCUUCAUCCGUGCCAGUCCAACUGGACCCGCGCCAGGUGGAGAUGAUUCGACGUCGGAGGCCGACACCUGCCACGCUUUUCAGACUGACAGAUGCAGCGUCUCCUGAGGAAGACAGUGGCCAGCGUCAGCGGGCUCUGGGUGAAAAAGGCGUUUUAAAACCGAAACUGGUUCACAUGUCAACCUACCAGCCACCCUCUCUGAAAGCUGUCCAGAGGAUGGCCCAGGCACACUUCUCCUCCUUAGACAUGGACAAAGAGACUUCUCCAGCAGAAGAGGAGGGGCAGCGUGAUGUGAAGAGGCAGAUUGGCUUCGCCACAGAUCCGAAGGAAGAAAGCAAACCAGCCAAGAACUCACACGAUCUGCAGGAAAAUCCAACAGCAAAAUAAGUUUAAAAAAA
Molecule: messenger RNA, 1297 nt
Organism: Oryzias melastigma (Indian medaka)
Lineage: Eukaryota; Metazoa; Chordata; Actinopteri; Beloniformes; Adrianichthyidae
Product: protein phosphatase 1 regulatory subunit 1B
Exons: 5
Coding region: 756-1286 (176 amino acids)
Biological process (GO): intracellular signal transduction
Cellular component (GO): cytoplasm
Molecular function (GO): protein phosphatase inhibitor activity
Source: RefSeq, a predicted model, not a curated record